GAUUUUUCUGUGCAGGACACUUUCAUUUCAAAAACUCCAGACCUAGUCGUCUAUUUCAACGUUCUUUAAAGACUCCCGAGUCUCCUUUUUUCACCAGUUCCCUUCUUUCCGGUAGACCCGAGUCUUCAAACGUCAAAAUGCAUUCGUCCGCUUUCCUCCAGUCUUUCCUUCUCGCGAGUGCAAGUCUCUCCUUAGCUGGUCCAGUCUGGCCUCGUUUCUCGGUAGACAACACGCACUUGGAAGUCCUAGCACUACGAGCCUCGACGUCUGUGAACCCAGCCGCGGUGUCAGGUGUGACGUGUAUCGACAAGAACGUCAAUAUCGUCUUCCACGACCAAAAUGUCGCCGAGCUAGGUAUCUGCGGUGGCAUUGCAGGCACGAUUCAAAAGUGUGGCGGGUCUCCUCAGACCACCACAGGCACAUCCGGCACCGCUAAAUUCACGCUGAAGGCCGCAACAUCCGGCGCCACGAUCAACAUCUCCAAGGGCCGAUGGGAGCAGUGCGUGCGCGCAGCCAGAGCCGUGUGUCCGACAGGCAGCCUAAGCGGGACAUGCGCGGGCGGUGCAUCGACAGGAAACGUGGAUUUCACUCUCGCCUCGCCGUAGUGACACCCUCACUCUCUCAGCCACGAGCCAACCAAAUCUCCUUCCAACCUAGAGAUGUAAAAACG
This is a messenger RNA of Annulohypoxylon maeteangense, 670 nucleotides long. RefSeq lists its product as uncharacterized. The record is from RefSeq and is a predicted model, not a curated record. The transcript has 2 exons. Lineage: Eukaryota; Fungi; Ascomycota; Sordariomycetes; Xylariales; Hypoxylaceae. The coding region runs from base 138 to 605 and encodes 155 amino acids.